GAAGAGAGCCAGCAAAAAUAGCAGAAUAUGCUCUAAAACCCUUCUCUCUCACUCCCCCGCCUGCUCGUCUCUUCUAUGUUCGUCAUUUGCACUUGAGGAAGUGAAGACCGCGUUGUGGCUUGGAUUAUUGUUUGGUACAUUGAGGCUCCAAUUCCGCUAGUAUGGAAGUGGACUUUGGAAUAUCAACCUCAACUUUCCUUCCGCAGUCACACUACAAAAGAAGACGUAUUUCAUCAGAUGGUGCAGAAAGUUCUCUUUCGUGUAGAGCCUUGAAUGAACUUGAAAAUUUUUUGCCGACAUUAAGAGAUUCCGAAUACUAUACCAAGCCUUGUUUGAGUGAGUUGGCAGUGCGGGAGUUCAAGGAUCCUGGUUAUUGCAGCAAAGUUCGAGAUUUUGUUAUCGGAAGAGUUGGUUAUGGCUAUAUUAAAUUUAUUGGGGAGACGGAUGUUAGAUCCUUGGAUUUGGACUGUAUUGUUAAAAUCAACAAACAUGAAGUUGUUGUGUAUGAGGAUGACAGUUCCAAGCCUUUGGUUGGUCAGGGUCUUAACAAGCCUGCUGAAGUAACUUUACUGCUUCAUGUAAAAUCUCUGAAACAUUAUAAUAAGGAUCAUACAAGGGAAAUUGUAAAUAUUCUCAAGGGUAAGACAGAGAGUCAAGGAGCACAAUUUCUUUCAUUUGAUCCAGUUAGUGGAGAAUGGAAGUUUUUGGUACAGCAUUUUAGCAAAUUUGGUCUGGGCGAAGAUGAUGAAGAAGAUAUUCAGAUGGAUGACGUGUCUCCGGGUGCUCAAGAUCCACCAGAAAUGGAUUAUUCUGAGGUGUCGGAUGUUGAUCAAGAAAAUGUUUCAGUAAAUCAAACCCUACUUUCACAUUCUCUUCCUGCUCAUCUUGGUCUUGAUGCUGCCAGAAUGAAAGAUCUGAAGAUGUUGAUGUUUCCUGCUGAUGAAGCUGAUGAGGUAGAUGGUGUCAAUGGCAUGCUUUCGCAUGAAAGUCUACCUUUUUCCAAAGAAUCCUCAAGAUCUCCAUUACAUCAAAUCUCUCGAAAGACAAUUCGUAAGAAUGAUUACAGUUCUCCGGUUCGAAAGACUCCAUUAUCUUUACUGGAAUACAAUCCUGGAGGUCUCAACUCUAGCUCGCCUGGAUCCAUUUUAAUGGCCCAACAAAAUAAAGGCUUGCACCUAACUAUUGCAAAAUCUGAAGGUUUCGAGCUAAAACUGAAGAACAGAACACCUGUAUCUGGAAGUCAUUCGUGUAAUAUAGUAGAUGCAGCAUUGUUUAUGGGUAGAUCUUUUCGGGUAGGUUGGGGUCCGAAUGGGGUCCUUGUUCAUUCUGGUAUGCCUGUGGGUAGUACUGGCUCUGAUGUUGUAAUAUCCUCUGUGAUCAAUCUUGAGAAGGUUGCAUUUGAUAAAGUAACACGAGAUGAAAGUAAUGAAGUCAGAGAGGAACUUACUGAUACCUGUUUCAGCUCUCCUCUUAAUCUCCACAAGGAAUUGAGUCAUGAAACAAAAAGGAUUAGAUUGGGAACCUUUGAGCUGAAGCUUCAAAAGCUUGUAAUCGAUCGCUUAACUCUUCCAGAUAUUUGCAGGAAAUAUAUAGAUACAAUCGAGAGGCAACUAGAGGUUCCCACUAUAUCAUCUUCUUCUCGUGUUCUGUUGAUGCACCAAGUAUCGGUUUGGGAAUUAAUUAAAGUUCUCUUUUCCUCGAGGAAAAUGGGUGGGCAAUUGAAGCUUAUGGAAGAAGAUGAGGAGGAGGAGGAUAUGAUGCCAGAUGAUAAGGAAAGUUAUCCUGAUGUUGACCAAGAUGCACUUCCACUUAUCAGGCGAGCAGAAUUCAGUUAUUGGCUGCAAGAGAGUGUUUACCACCGUGUACAGCAGGAAGUAAGUUUAUUGGACCAGUCUAGUGAUUUAGAACAGAUAUUCUUGCAUCUUACAGGUCGGCAAAUGGAUGAUGCUGUAGAACUUGCUGCCUCUAGAGGGGAUGUAAGAUUGUCUUGUCUUUUAAGUCAGGCUGGUGGUUCCACUGGAAAUCGUGCUGAUAUUGCUCAUCAACUAGAUAUCUGGAGGAAAAAUGGACUGGAUUUUAGUUUUAUUGAGGAGGAUAGAGUGAGGCUUCUUAAUUUACUUUCUGGAAACAUACAUGGGGCUUUACAUGGUAUAAAAAUCGACUGGAAAAGGUUUCUAGGAUUGUUAAUGUGGUAUCAGCUUCCACCUGAUGUUUCAUUACCUGUUAUUUUCAACACCUUUCAGAAGCUUCUUAAUGAGGGGAAUGCGCCAUAUCCUGUUCCGAUUUACAUUGAUGAAGGACCAGUUGAAGAUGCGACCAGUUGGGAUGUUAAUGACCGUUUUGACCUGGCUUAUUAUCUUAUGCUUCUCCAUGCCAGACAAGAAAAUGAUUUUGGUGCUUUGAAGAUCAUGUUCAGUGCAUUUGCAUCUACAAACGAUCCACUUGACUAUCACAUGAUUUGGCAUCAGCGUGCGGUUUUAGAAGCCAUUGGUACUUUCAGUUCUAAUGAUCUUCAUGUUCUUGAUAUGGCAUUUGUUUCUCAGUUACUCUGUGCUAAGCAAUGCCAUUGGGCGAUCUAUGUGGUGCUUCACAUGCCUCAACGAGAAGAUUAUCCUUUCUUGCAAGCUACUACGAUAAGGGAAAUCCUUUUCCAGUAUUGUGAAGUUUGGAGUUCUCAGGACUCACAACAGAAGUUCAUCGAAAACCUGGGUAUUCCUUCAGCAUGGUUGCAUGAAGCUAUGGCUGUAUAUUCCAGUUACACCGGUGAUCUUGCAAAAGCUUUGCAUCACUUUCUUGAGUGUGGAAAUUGGCAGAGAGCACACUCAAUCUUCAUGACUUCAGUAGCUCAUUCUCUGUUUUUGUCCGCAAAACAUUCUGAGAUAUGGGAGCUGGCAACAUCCAUGGAAGAUUAUAAGUCAGAAAUUGAAGACUGGGAUCUUGGAGCUGGAAUUUAUAUUUCCUUUUAUUCAUUAAGAACUAGCUUGCAGGAAGAUGGCAACACCAUGGCCGAAAUGCAUACACUUGAGAGCAAAAAUGAUGCAUGCAAUGAUUUCGUUGGUUGCUUAAACAAAUCAUUGGCAGUGUGGGGAAGCAAAUUGUCCGUAGACGCAAGAGUUGUGUUCUCAAAGAUGGCACAGGAGAUUUGUAGUCUCCUUUGCGAUAGCAGCAGCAGCAGCAGCGAGGGCUCAACAGGUGAAGUCCAGCAAAGGUGUUUCGACACAAUUUUCCGAGCGCCUAUUCCGGAAGACUUGUCGUCGUCCCACUUGCAGGAGGCUGUGUCAGUCUUUACAUGCUAUCUUUCGGAGACUCUGGUAUAGUGUCAGGUGAUUGCUUCUUUGUUUGUUUGUUUUGUAAUGAGAAACAUAUAUAUAUAUAUAUAUAUAUCCUUUAGUGUUGUUUUCUUGAGGAUCGA
Molecule: messenger RNA, 3412 nt
Organism: Andrographis paniculata
Lineage: Eukaryota; Viridiplantae; Streptophyta; Magnoliopsida; Lamiales; Acanthaceae
Product: nuclear pore complex protein NUP96
Exons: 6
Coding region: 162-3317 (1051 amino acids)
Biological process (GO): nucleocytoplasmic transport
Cellular component (GO): nuclear pore
Molecular function (GO): structural constituent of nuclear pore
Source: RefSeq, a predicted model, not a curated record